Messenger RNA from Portunus trituberculatus (swimming crab), 667 nucleotides. RefSeq lists its product as uncharacterized. The transcript has 3 exons. The coding region runs from base 116 to 667 and encodes 183 amino acids. NCBI's taxonomy places the organism in Eukaryota, Metazoa, Arthropoda, Malacostraca, Decapoda, Portunidae. The record is from RefSeq and is a predicted model, not a curated record.
CUCUAGCAUCCCAUAGAAAUGCGGACGAUUCGCAAGUGUUGGUACCCCUCCUCGUAGAAGAUUGGCAGGCCUGUGUAUCAGCUGAUGUAAACAAAGCGCCAUUUUCAAACAGUUCAUGCUGGAGUGUACACGCUUCUCGCAGCUCAACACCACCAUGGCUACCAGGGACCUAAAAGGCACACCACUCUCUUACGCCCAGAAGUUGUAUCUCGUGAGACAAAUUAGAGAUCACCCUGUGGUACACACGAAACCUUCAAACUACACUAGUAUACUGGAGAGAAAAGCCGCGUGGGAGACAAUAACUAAGAACUUCAAUGUAUGUUUCUCCACGGCGGAGCCCAAGAAUACUCAUCAGCUGAAGAAGACUUGGGAGUACUUAAAGAAUAAAGUGAAGAAGGAUCACAGCAGGUACAUCCGGGAAACCCAUCAGACUGGUGGUGGGCCACCACCAGCCCCACCAAAACCAGCUGAUGAGGUAACGCUGAUUGUACAGCUGAUCCUUAAUAAUAGGCUGCCAGUACCUGACGACAUCUUUGAUAGUGAAUUUGUAGAAGCAUGCGUACUGGCCCGACUCAAUUCCACAGCACUGGAAUGUGCCCCACAACCGACACUCCUGCCCCAAUACCACGACGAUGAACAAUUACACAUUUUUGUUAACCUUACCUAA